This is a messenger RNA of Geosmithia morbida, 366 nucleotides long. Its product is annotated as large subunit ribosomal protein L31e. The coding region runs from base 1 to 366 and encodes 121 amino acids. Gene Ontology annotation, cellular component: cytosolic large ribosomal subunit; ribosome. Gene Ontology annotation, biological process: cytoplasmic translation. The record is from RefSeq and is a predicted model, not a curated record. Lineage: Eukaryota; Fungi; Ascomycota; Sordariomycetes; Hypocreales; Bionectriaceae. The transcript has 3 exons. Gene Ontology annotation, molecular function: structural constituent of ribosome.
AUGUCGACCAAGCCCACCGGAAAGGCCCAGCGUUCCGCUAUUGCGGACGUUGUCACCCGCGAGUACACCAUCCACAUGCACAAGAGGAUGCACGGUGUCACCUUCAAGAAGAGGGCUCCCCGCGCUAUCAAGGAGAUCAAGGCCUUCGCCACUAAGUCCAUGGGCACCACCGACGUCCGUCUGGACCCCGAGCUCAACAAGGCCGUCUGGGAGCAGGGAAUCAGGGGCGUCCCCUACCGUCUCCGUGUCCGCAUCUCCCGCCGCCGUAACGACGAGGAGGACGCCAAGGAGAAGCUGUACAGCUAUGUCCAGGCCGUCAACGUUAAGAACCCCAAGGGCCUCCCCACGGUCGUUGUGGAGGAGUAA